AAAGCUCAGUAGAAGGGUUGCGCUGUGGUACCGUGCAAGCUAUAGCAGAGGGCAUGAUGUCCUGAGUGCUUAGUUUUAAUCGUGAUGAUGACCCAAUUUGGCUACAGUUUAACCUUGAGCAAGUGUUUUAAAUGUGUCUCUUAGGGAAACUUACUCUCAGCUCCCUCUCAAUGUGUGAUGCUAUUUUGAAAACAGAAAUGGAUCAAACUAACAUUGAAGGAUUCUGACAAAGGACUGGUUGCCAAGAAUGAAAGAUGACGAUGCUCACGGGUACCGUGAUGAUUUCGGCUGUAACCUUUUUGUUGCAUGGCAUGCCGAAUUUGCUCAAAGACCCAGGAGUGGCUGCAAAUGUUUUUGAUGUGUGUACCACCUGCCACCCUAAUGCCACUUGCGAAAUGAAAACCGAUGGGAGUGGAGGCUACGCCUGUAACUGCAAUUAUGGCUUCGUAGGCAAUGGAAGAACUCACUGUGAAGAUAAGGAUGAGUGCCAGAUUGGUGCCAACUUCAUCUGUGGCGACCACACCAUGUGCCACAACACACACGGGAGCUUCUUCUGCACCUGUCUCUCUGGAUACAAACCCACCAACAACAUGGCCGUCUUCAUCCCCAACGACGGCUCCUAUUGCCAAGAUAUUGAUGAGUGUGAGAUCCAGGGUGUGUGCGGCGUUGGAGGUCAAUGCAGAAACACUGACGGGGAUUUCGAGUGUGAAUGCCAGGUUGGGUAUCGCGUGAAAGGAGGCACCGUUCCAUUUCACCCUCAUCGAACGAAGGCAUUUUGUCAAGCCGUCGACUGUGGACCCCCACCUCCAGUGCAUCAUGCCAUACUGCUCUCCCGGCAUCCUGCUACAGUCUAUGGGAGUGUGGUUAGCUACGGCUGCCAGCCGGGAUUCCUGUAUAGGGAAGGGGACAACUCGUCACUCUGUACAGAGCAGGGCACAUGGAGAGGUCCCAGUCUUACCUGCGAAGAGGUCACCUGUGGGGAGCCCCCUACCUUUCCCCACGCUAGCGUAAUAAUGUGGGACAGAAACACCCGGAUGGGGGCCGAGGUGCAUUAUGGGUGUGAGGGGGGCUUUCGCCUCGUUGGACCCUCAAGCAUAACGGUUUGCACGGCUGCCGGGGUCUGGAGCACUCUCAGUCUACACUGUGAAGAAAUAGCAUGUGGCCAGCCUCCUGCUGUUCCUCAUUCACACAUGUCAUGGGAUGGGGGCACCGUCAUUGGCUCCAGUGUGGCAUAUCAGUGUGACAAGGGAUAUCACCGUGUGGGCAAUGGCAACAGCUCCAUUUGUACUGAGAAAGGACUAUGGAGUGAAGUAUCAUUCACAUGUGAAGUGGUGACCUGUGGGAAUCCCCCUAUGCUGCCUCACGCUGGACAGGUGUGGAAUGGCAGCACAACGGUUGGCAGCACUGUUCUCUAUUACUGUAAUGGGAGCUUUCAUUAUGUGGCAGGAACAAAUAUUUCUGAAUGCACUACUAACGGUUCUUGGACACAACCAACACUGACUUGCAAAGAGAUUGACUGUGGCACUCCCCCCGCCUUGCCCCACUCUCAUAUGCUGUGGCUUGAAGGCAGUCAUAUGGGGGCUGAAGUAUUUUAUGAGUGCGAUGUGGGAUAUUAUAAUGAAGGACUUGGAAAUGUCUCCAUUUGCACAGUUGAUAGUAUAUGGAGCUCUCCUUAUACUGUUUGUCAAGAGAUAUCAUGCGGAAGUCCUCCUGCUGUCCCUCAUACGAGGACACUAUGGGACAAAAGCACCCGGUUUGGUGCUAAAACGGUUUACGAGUGUGACACUGGAUAUCGCAAUGUGGGACUGGGAAACACAUCCGUUUGUACAACAAAUAGGCUGUGGUCAGGGCCACUUGUGAUAUGUCAAGAAAUCAGUUGCGGCCCCCCUCCUAUAAUACCUCAUGCCGACAAACACUGGGAUGAGAAAGCUGUACCUGGGACUGUGGUUGAAUACUCAUGUGAAGACGGCUUUUACUUGGAAGGGGGUCGCAGCUGGUUGACAUGCACAUCAAAUGGGGAGUGGGAACCUGCCUCAAUACACUGUAAAGAGAUUGACUGUGGCGCUCCCCCCACUGUUGCCCACUCUUGUGUGGUGUUGUCCAGAGACGCCCAUGUGGGAUCUGAGGCGUAUUAUGGGUGUGAUGUGGGGUACUAUAACGCGAGAGCUGGGAAUGUCUCGGUGUGCACGGUUAAUGGGACAUGGACCUCCCCUAAUGUGGUCUGCAAAGCAAGGUGUGGUCACGUUCCCGAGGUAGCCCAUGCAGAGGUGCUGUGGGACAAUGCCAGUGUGGCUGUCCACCGCUGUGCGGAGGGAUACUACACCUACGGCGGGGUCAACAUGUCCACGUGUGGGGCGGAUGGAAGGUGGCGCCCAGCUACCUUACGGUGCAGAGAAAUUAGAGAUGGAUUAAGCCAUUUAGAGGUUUACGAUGAGAGAUGCCUGCGCUGGGUCACUGAUGGCAAAAGAGAAGACUACAAAGUUCUGAUUGUUGGCAUCAGAGACUAUCAGAAAUCCUUUGUGGAUAGAAGAUUCAACACUUUCAGUUUUAGCACUAAGAGGCCCGAGGUCUGCCUUAAACUACUGCCUGCUACUAACUACACCGUCAACAUCACUGCUGUGCUAGCAAACUCCUCUGCAGUGGUCACAGCCAACACCACCGUCUCAGUGACCCCAGAGCCAGAGAUCACGUUCAGAGAUGUAGAGGGGCCACAGCCAACUCUCUGGCUGCACAGAUCGGUCCACACCCUGGACCCCAUCUGCCAGUACGAGGUGUUUGUGGUGCCAGCAGAGGGCAGCAGCAUAGUGUUCGACUGCAGCCCAACCAGGACUCCACCACGUUUCUCAGGAGAAGGCAGCAGCAGCAGCAGCAAUUGCCAUGGUGAAUAUGUAGCAGCCCAGUUCCCACUGAGAGAUGUGGGGAGGGAGCUGAGCUUCACCAUAGGUGAUGGCCAACACUACGCAGGCUACUUUAACGCUCCCCUGAAGAAUGGGCAGGAUUACUUUAUCAUAUUGAAGACUGCAUGCCAGUGGGGAGAGAGCCGGAAACAUUCAUGUGUCUUAUGGGCGAAGACAAGAGGAAUAUCAUACAGAAUGAGAACAUCAUCCCUUGUGGCUGCUGGAACCAUAGCUUUUUUUGGCUUUGGUAUACUCAUAGGAUAUUUGUAUAAUAGGUAUUUCAAGAAUUGAUGGCUGAAUACAAGAAUCAAGACUGCACAUCUUUUUUUGUAGUUUCGGUUUAAAUGUUUAAAGCAUGCUGUUUUUCAAUGGAUACUUUUUAUACAUAAACUUUAAUAAAUAACG
Engraulis encrasicolus (European anchovy) is the source of this 3302-nucleotide messenger RNA. It is a transcript of the gene susd1, whose product is annotated as sushi domain containing 1. The record is from RefSeq and is a predicted model, not a curated record. The transcript has 21 exons. Bases 255 to 3188 code for a protein of 977 amino acids. Lineage: Eukaryota; Metazoa; Chordata; Actinopteri; Clupeiformes; Engraulidae. Gene Ontology annotation, molecular function: calcium ion binding.